Messenger RNA from Cladocopium goreaui, 3813 nucleotides. Lineage: Eukaryota; Dinophyceae; Suessiales; Symbiodiniaceae. The record is from the annotation of a GenBank genome assembly.
AUGUGUGCCAGUGGGUGGCUUAACAAUGCACAACAUGGGGGCAUUGUUUGGACAAACUGGUCGCAUCAUGUCGCAUCAGAUCACGUCAAUUGGCAAGGUCCAGGACUCGAUGUGUCCGCGGAUCCUCAUCGAUGCUCAGAUGAGCAAAGAAUCAGGUUGAAUGCUGAAGAGGGCGCUUUGUGCAUUGACCAGGAGGCCUGCACAGAGGCUUGUCGAGCACGACAUGAUUGCCAUCAUGUUCAAGUGUCGAAUACAGGCAAUGCCCUGUGCUAUUUGAAGCCGCUGUCUUGCGAACUUUCCGAAAAAUGGCAUUUCAGUUCCCAGUACUUUGCCGUGGUAAAGGGCCAACUGCCCAAAGGAUGUCCUGCUAAGCCACGUCCGAUGUUGCUGGGACCAGCUGCACCAGCUGCCUCAACCUCAACAUCCACUCCACAGGGAACAUUGAACCCUGAAGAUGGGAAGCUUUACGUCAUCCACACCCCAGCACCCGGCGCUCUGCCGAUUGCAGAGGAGGGGCCAUCAUGGUCCAUCACGAUGACGUUGCACACUCCUGCGCCAUUGACUUUGGCAGAAAAGGUCUUCCAAUCGGAGCCUGCGGUCAGUCCUCCAGCGGGCACCCAGGGUGCCUGGAGCGAAGCCACAGCUUCCGAGGCCACUUCAGUCGGCCAUGGCGCUUCGCAAGUUCAUGCCGUCACAGUGACACCGCUGCCAGGGACGAUGGCCAGAGGAUGUGGCACCUGCUUCGCUUGGGGCACAGAAUCCUUUUUUUGUUGCACAACAGUUUGCGCCAUCGGCGCCUCGCCGGACUUUGCCAUUGAUGAGUUGGAAGAAUUGGGGAUCGCAAGGCAGCGGAUCCAGCAGUUUCUAGACAGUGGAAGCAGCCAAGAGAACAUGGAAUGGCUGGGAAACGAAUAUCGGAAUACCGUCCGAUCCUUGGCACCUGAGAUGGGUGUUGCAUGGCUCAAGGUCUCCAAGGGCGUUUACGCCUUGGCUCGUCCCAGCAGCGACGCCUCGCUGCCUGCGCUGCGGCAGCGCCUGGUGGACGAGGUGCGACGGAUCUGCGUCAAGGCCGGCGGAUCCGUCAGGGCCACCUGGCUGCUGCGAGAGCUGCCACAGGACCUUUGGGUUUCCGCCACCGCAACGUUGAAGCUGCGCAACAUCAAAUCACUACCGGAGGUUUGUCGCCGAGAGUGCGAAGCUGCUGAGCUGCGACUGAGCAACGGCCGCUUCAAAGUGGGGGAUGUGGACGAUUACCAGGACGCUCUCCACGUGCACUUCGAUGCGACCCACCUGGCUGCAGCUGUUGGGACCUUGUCAGCCCUGCAACUUCCACGACGACGCCAGGUGUCACGGCAGAUCGCUGGAGUCGACUUCCUUCAGCAGCCGUGUUGCUUCAUGGGGCCCCAGGAGCUGCAGAUGGAACAGCAACGACCUGGUUAUGUCGAGAUGCAGCCGUUGCGGCAACAUCUUCCAGCCUAUCAGAUGGCAGAUGAGAUCUGCCAAGCUGUACGUGACCAUCAGGUGACGUUGAUUUUAGGAGCAACGGGCUGUGGAAAAACGACCCAAAUUCCUCAGUUUCUGCUGGAGGACUGCGCCUCUCGUGGUGAAAUCUGUCGCCUGGCAGCCACGCAGCCGCGGCGCAUCUCUGCUGUGUCUGUGGCAGAUCGGGUGGCUGUGGAGCGAGGUGGACAACUGGGGGAUACCGUGGGCUUCAAGAUCCGCUUUGAGGACAAAGUCACUGAGAGCUGCCAGGUAGUCUUCUGCACCGUGGGGAUCUUGCUGAAGGUGAUGCAAAGCAAUCCCACCCUCAAAGGUGCUACCCACAUUGUGGUAGAUGAAGUGCAUGAGAGGGGUCUACACACUGACUUUCUCUUGACCUUGUUGCGACGAUUGCUGCAUGAUCGUCCUGACCUUCGCCUCAUUUUGAUGUCUGCAACUGUGGACCCUUCAGCGUUCCAAGAGUACUUUGAAGGCAUCCACACGGUGAGCAUCCCUGGAAAGACGAAUUAUCCCAUCCAGGAGAUGUUUCUGGAGGAUUUUCUGCAUGCCUUGCCAGACCUCAACGCCUGGCGUUCCAGCGGCUCGGGUCGCAGCUCGCCCUUCUCCCAAGGGCCGCUGCCGGGAGUUCCCUUAAACCCACGCUCCGUGGCCGAAGCCUUGCCACAACUGAGCCAGGCACAUGUCCAGGAUGUGGUCCGGGUGCACAACGAGAAGGCUGAUUCGAUCGACUUCGAGUUGGUGCUUCAGGUGGUUGAAAUGAUCCAUCGUGAAGGUGUUGAGGGUGGCAUCAUGAUUUUUAUGCCCGGGUGGUCGGAGAUCAGCAACGUCUUGGAGCGCUUGGGGAAGGUGAACUUCGCCCAUCAACUCCAGGUCCACGCGCUGCACUCGCGGCUACCCAGCUCGGAACAGAAGCAGAUUUUCCAACGACCACCGCUGGGGAAGCGCAAGGUGGUGGUGGCCACCGUGCUGGCAGAGACCUCCAUCACCGUUGAGGACGUGGUCUUUGUGGUAGAUGCGGGACGCAGCCGUACGACCUUCUUCAACGAGCAGACCAUGAUCUCGGCGCUGCGCACGGUGUGGUAUUCCAAGGCCAACGGCUUCCAAAGACGAGGUCGAGCCGGGAGAUGUCGUCCAGGCGUGUGGUAUCGGCUCUAUACGAAACUGCAGUGGGAGGCCAUGGAUGAGUACGAACUGCCUGAAAUGCAACGCUCGCCUCUGGAGGAGCUGUGCUUGGAGGUGGCAUCUUUACAGCUGGGUGCGCCCGAAGACUUCCUGCAGGAGGCCAUUUCCCCACCAGGGGCUGAUGUGCUGCGGCACGCUGUGACCAUGCUGGAGCGUCUGGGUGCUGUCAGUGAUAACACUGGCGCAGAGGUGACUCCUCUGGGUGCCAAGUUGGCCAAGUUGCAGGUGCAUCCAAUGCUGGGGAAGAUGCUGCUGUUGGCCGCGCCAUUCCGUUGCUUUGAAAUGAUGCUGACCAUUUGUGCUUCCUUGGGUUAUAAGUCGCCGUUUGUUUGCCCAUUAGGCAAGGAGAAGGAAGCCAACAAAGCUCGAGUAGAACUGUCCCAGGGAUCCAAAUCAGACUUGGUGGCGCUGGUGAACGCUUAUGAGGGCUGGAAGGUUGAAAGGGCAUCCUUUGCUUGGCGCUACUAUCUGUCGAAAGAAACCAUGGAAUACAUCCAUCGUCUGCGCGAGGAUCUGCGCACGAGCGUCCGCGAGGUGCUCCACAACGUCCCGGAGGAUCACGUGGAUCCCGUGGCGCGGGCGGAGGCAGUGAAGGCGGUGCUGACCGCUGGACUUUUCCCCAACUUGGCGUGGCUGCACCGCUACGGCAAGGGCCGCACAAUCCAAAAUCUGCCGGUGAAAGCACAUCCAGGGAGUGUGAAUUCUAAGGAAGGUCAUAGCCUUGUGGUGUUCUACGAGAUUCAGGAGACUAUGGAUCGAUAUUUGUAUGACUCCACUGUGAUUGGCGCAGCCCCGUGUCUACUUUUUGCACCUUCCUUGAAGGAAAUCCAGCGCAAACAACGCGCCAUUUUUGAGUUGGAGACCUGGCAUGUGGCCGUGGACCUUCGUGUGGCUGAUGAGCUGCUAGCGUUGAGGCCCUUGGUGGCUGACUUCGUCAACGCCGUGGUGGGCGAACGCCUGGGCGAUGUGCAGCUGGAGGCGGCCGAAGUCCUGCAGAAGCUCUUCGCCGAGCAGGUGGAAACCACUGGAGGAGACGAGGAGGAUGAAGCCGAAGCUGAGAAUGACGGCCCAGAUGAUGCUUGGGAUUCUGAACCUAGAGCCAAGCAUCAGAAAACGGCCAGCCGUGGAUGA